AUGGCGGCUAUGGAGAAUCUAGCAAACACCAUGGAAGCUAAUGCUACUGUGACUCUACAAGCUGUGCAGAGGUUAGGCCAACCGGCAGGAAAUGGAAAUGGGAAUGUUGAAGGGAAUGGAGAUAAUAUGGGAGAUUAUACUAGCAAAUUCGAGGAGCUUUGUAUGUUCUCUAAGGUGUGUCAGGGUGCCCCGGAGACCUAUGAAAGCUGGAAAUGUAUAAAGUAUCAAAGGAGCUUGAAGGAUAGUAUCAUGAUUGUUGUGGCUCCUAUGGACAUUCGGAUCUUCUCCGAUUUGGUGAAUAAGGCGAGGGUGGUUGAGGUAUACGCAAAGAUGGUAGCCUCGUCAAAGGAAACUCACAAAGGAAACACUAGUUGGGGAUGUGGCAAGUAUUUUCAUCCGAGGGAUCAGAGUUUCAAGAGAGGAGGAUAUGCGCCUCAAGGACAAGGAGGCUUUAGAAAGAACACUCCUAAUCAGUUUCAGUAUGCUAAAGGGAGAGGACAUCGGAGUGGUUGCUUCAACUAUGGCUUGCCUGGCCACAUUGCGAGAGAUUGCACUCGUGGAAAGAACCCGAAUGCGUGUCACAGUCAGCACCAAAGGCGAGUAUUUGCUGUGAAUGCCAAGGAUGCUUCUAAGGCGAAUCCUCUAAUGAGAGGUAACUGUCUAAUUAGCAAUAAAGUCUUGAUUGCAUUGUAUGAUACUGGAGCUUCGCAUUUGUUCAUUUCAUUUGACAACGUUGAGGAACUAGGCUUGAAAGUGUUAGAAUUGGCAUUUGAUUUGCAUGUACAUACUCCGCAUUAA
Arachis stenosperma is the source of this 798-nucleotide messenger RNA. RefSeq lists its product as uncharacterized. The record is from RefSeq and is a predicted model, not a curated record. Lineage: Eukaryota; Viridiplantae; Streptophyta; Magnoliopsida; Fabales; Fabaceae. The transcript has 3 exons. Bases 1 to 798 code for a protein of 265 amino acids.